GCUGGCAGUGUAGCGGCAGUAGCCUUCCUGCGCAUCCGCUCCUCACCCGGCACAAGGUGUGCACAGCCUUCAUCAUGGGGAACCGAGGGAUGGAGGAGCUUAUCCCCCUGGUAAACCGGAUGCAAGAUGCCUUCUCAGCCAUAGGGCAGAAUGCUGAGCUGGAUCUGCCCCAGAUCGCUGUGGUCGGGGGUCAGAGCGCUGGCAAGAGCUCGGUGCUGGAGAAUUUCGUUGGCAAGGAUUUCUUGCCCAGAGGAUCUGGCAUUGUGACCAGGAGACCCCUUGUCUUGCAGCUUGUAAACAGCACUACAGAAUAUGGGGAAUUCCUGCACUGCAAGGGAAAGAAGUUCACAGACUUUGAGGAGAUCCGUCAAGAGAUUGAGGCUGAGACUGACCGGGUGACAGGGACUAACAAGGGCAUCUCUGCAGUGCCAAUCAACUUGCGGGUUUAUUCCCCUAAUGUUCUUAACUUAACUUUGGUUGAUCUCCCGGGUAUGACCAAGGUGCCAGUGGGCGACCAGCCAGUAGACAUUGAGUUCCAGAUCCGUGAUAUGCUUAUGCAGUUUGCGACUAAGGAAAACUGUCUGAUUCUGGCCGUCUCGCCAGCAAACUCUGACUUGGCUAACUCAGAUGCCUUGAAAAUCGCCAAAGAAGUGGAUCCACAGGGACAACGCACAAUAGGUGUCAUCACCAAACUGGACCUGAUGGAUGAGGGCACGGAUGCCAGAGAUGUCUUGGAGAACAAGCUUCUACCUCUGCGGAGGGGGUAUAUUGGGGUGGUAAACAGAAGCCAGAAGGAUAUUGAUGGACGGAAAGAUAUUCAAGCUGCCUUGGCAGCUGAGAGAAAGUUCUUUCUUUCACACCCAUCAUAUAGACACCUUGCUGAUCGCAUGGGAACUCCCUACUUACAGAAAACUCUUAAUCAGCAACUGACCAAUCAUAUUCGGGACACGCUGCCAGGACUGCGCAAUAAGCUUCAGAGCCAGCUCCUGUCCAUUGAGAAGGAAGUGGACGAGUAUAAAAAUUUCCGCCCUGAUGACCCGGCCCGUAAAACUAAAGCACUUCUCCAAAUGGUGCAGCAGUUUGCUGUGGACUUUGAGAAGCGCAUAGAGGGUUCUGGAGAUCAGAUUGAUACUUACGAGCUGUCUGGGGGAGCACGGAUCAACCGUAUCUUCCAUGAGCGUUUCCCAUUUGAGCUGGUAAAGAUGGAGUUUGAUGAGAAGGAUCUGAGACGAGAGAUCAGCUAUGCUAUCAAAAAUAUCCACGGCAUCAGAACUGGGCUCUUCACACCUGAUAUGGCCUUCGAAACCAUUGUGAAGAAGCAAGUGAAGAAGAUCAGAGAGCCUUGCGUGAAAUGUGUGGACAUGGUCAUUUCCGAGUUAAUCUGUACCGUUAGACAGUGCACCAAGAAGCUCAGCCAGUAUCCUCACCUGCGAGAGGAAAUGGAGAGGAUUGUAACAACGCACAUUCGUGAGAGAGAGGGGCGCACAAAAGAUCAGGUCAUGCUGCUGAUAGACAUCGAACUGUCUUACAUGAAUACCAACCAUGAAGAUUUCAUUGGUUUUGCUAAUGCUCAGCAGCGCAGCAGCCAAACCAAUAAAAAGAAGGCAUCUGGGAAUCAGGUCAUAAGGAAGGGCUGGCUGACUAUCAACAACAUUGGGAUUAUGAAAGGAGGAGCCAAAGAGUAUUGGUUUGUCCUGACUGCCGAGAACUUGUCGUGGUAUAAGGAUGAUGAGGAGAAAGAGAAGAAAUACAUGCUGCCUCUGGACAACUUAAAGCUGAGGGACAUCGAGAAAGGCUUUAUGUCCAGCAAGCACAUCUUCGCCUUGUUUAACACUGAGCAGAGGAACGUGUACAAGGAUUACCGACAACUGGAGUUAGCGUGCGAGACUCAGGAGGAGGUGGACAGCUGGAAGGCUUCUUUCUUGCGUGCUGGAGUGUACCCAGAGCGUGUUGGGGCUAGCGAAUCCGAGGAGAACGGCUCAGACAGCUUCAUGCAUUCCAUGGAUCCUCAAUUGGAGAGGCAGGUGGAGACCAUCCGUAACCUAGUGGAUUCCUACAUGAGUAUUGUCAACAAGACUAUCCGGGACCUGAUGCCCAAAACCAUUAUGCAUCUCAUGAUUAACAAUACUAAGGAUUUUAUCCACGCUGAUCUUCUGGCCAAUCUCUACUCCUGCGGGGACCAGAACAUGUUGAUGGAGGAGUCACCAGAGCAAGCGCAACGUAGGGAUGAGAUGUUGCGCAUGUACCACGCUCUGAAGGAGGCUCUGAAUAUUAUUGGAGACAUCAACACGACCACCAGUAGCACUCCCAUGCCUCCGCCAGUGGAUGAUUCAUGGCUACAAGUGCAGAAUGUGCCUACAGGGCGCAGGUCUCCCACAUCCAGCCCCACUCCACAGAGAAGGGCCCCUGCUGUGCCACCUACCCGUCCUGUCUCUCGGGGUCCUGCUCCUGGUCCACCUCCUGCAGGAUCCACACUUGGCAGUGCUCCUCCUGUCCCCUCUAGACCUGGAGCUUCACCAGACCCCUUUGGGCCUCCUCCCCAAAUCCCAUCAAGACCUAACCGUGCCCCUCCUGGUGUCCCUAGCAGGAAGGCUCCCGCCUCACCUACACGUCCAACCAUUAUCCGACCUGCCGACCCGUCCUUAUUAGAUUAAUUAUUGAAGGCGUGACUGCUGAACACGGCUUUUCCUUCCCCCUCACCCUCCCAAAAAGUCAUUCCACCUCUUCCAAGGCAUGGUGCAGAGCUCACAUCUACUUCACUGUGUUGUAAACACUGUCCAGCCUACGUAUUGUACUGUACACUCCUGCACCGUCAGAGAAGUCUGCUCUUUUAUUUCCUGUGCUCCAUAUUCAUCCUUCUGGCUUUCAAAAUGUAAUCCUAUCAUUUUAUCUAUACAACCCAUGGAUUAAUUUCUAUAAGAGAUGAUCGGAUAAAAAAAAAUGCAUUUAGCUGGUAGCAGCAAUGUGUAAACACUAUAAAAACGUCAUUUUAUGAUUUGGGUUAUAAAUUCUUCUUGGUUUGAAUACGUUUUUCACUGUAAACGCUAAUACAUCUGCUGCCCGUCACUAGUCAUAUUUUUUAUUUUUUAUAUUUUAUCAUAAAAGCACUUUGAGACUCUUUAGGUAGAAAAUUGUUAUAUACAAUAAUUAUGUUCGGUUAUUUCAUAAGGUCUGAAUUCUCAUCCGCUAGCUCCAAUAUAGUAGCAGUGAUUGGAUUACAUUAUAUAAAAAAAAAAAUUGAGAAAAAACUGAAAAGUCUUAAAGUGUCAUAUUAAAGUUGAGAUAUUUAGAUAUUUUACUCUGAAUAUCAGUUUUAUUAUUCUCAGAUGGGAUAUUAUGCAGAAUUGAAAGCUCCUAAUGCUAAAAUACAAAUGUCAAAGUUUACAGUUUAGUUCUGACAUUAGGUGACUUUUUAUCAAGGCUUAGCUUUGAGAAAAUAAAAAUACAUAUCUGAAAAUUUUGCCAAAGUUCCCAGUGUGGUACCACAGUGCAUGAAAUAAACCACCGGUUUAUCACCAGAUAUAUGGUGUAUAUAAUCACUUGUUUAUGCCUUUCCUUGACACUUACUUUAGUUUUCGCCUUCCUGUUUACAUUGGUUAAACCUUUCUGAAUAUUUGUCUUGGAACAAAACUGGAAAAUAAUGGGAACAAAAAGGACAAGAAUGUAUAAUAGGAGAAAUAUAUUUGUGUAAGGGAGCAUUGUAGAUUAGCGUCUUCCAGACCCACCUUGCCGUGCGCUGCUAUAUAACGCAGUUAGGCUAUGUAUUGGCAUUAGAACGCUGCUAACAAAAGCCAUGUGGUACCUCUUUGGCGCAACAGCACAUAGAACAAACGUUACAAACCUGUACUAGACUUGAAUCCCUGUAAUGGGGGUCUGUAACCCACAGGGUGUAACAAGUCAUUCAAACUGGUGUUUUGCUCCCACCUUGUUUAACCUUUUUUUAUGUUUUUUUUUUCCAAACUGAUAUUUUCUCUUUUUUGUUUUCUCUCCCUUCUCUAUCGAUGACUCACAUCAGAUCUACCAGGGUCAGCCCAUCGAGGCCCGAGAGCCCUAAAUCUAACUAUGAACUGUGAGCUAAGACUGUUGCCUGUUUCCUAGCUAUCUGAUGUGUGACUGUCACAAACUGUUUGUCUUGUUGCGCUACACACAUAUCAAAUAUAUCAAAUGUGAUCAUUGCUAUGAAAUGAAUCAUCUUCUCGGUUACAGUAACGAACGUAUCAUGUCUGGUAGUAGCAUAUCCUUAUAUAAAUAUGUUAUAAAUAAUUCUAUAUAUAUAUAUAUGAGAUAUUAAAUAUACGUCCUGAAGAUAAGUAAGCUGUUGUGCUUCCAUGUGAAUUUAAGUCUUUAGAACCGUCUGGGGAAAUGACUAUGUAUGUUAAAUGGCAGCUGGUACUGUAUCUGCAUGUGAACGAGCCUCAGUUGUGGAAACCAAGUGUUUGAUUCUGUGAUAGCUGUGAUAUCUGUCAGACCAUUGAAUAAAAAUAUCUUUCUGUAAAAAAAACAACAA
Molecule: messenger RNA, 4507 nt
Organism: Bombina bombina (fire-bellied toad)
Lineage: Eukaryota; Metazoa; Chordata; Amphibia; Anura; Bombinatoridae
Gene: DNM1
Product: dynamin 1
Exons: 20
Coding region: 75-2654 (859 amino acids)
Cellular component (GO): microtubule; membrane; cytoplasm
Molecular function (GO): microtubule binding; GTPase activity; GTP binding
Source: RefSeq, a predicted model, not a curated record